Messenger RNA from Eremothecium gossypii ATCC 10895, 1698 nucleotides. It is a transcript of the gene ADE2, whose product is annotated as phosphoribosylaminoimidazole carboxylase ADE2. Gene Ontology annotation, molecular function: phosphoribosylaminoimidazole carboxylase activity; ATP binding; metal ion binding. The record is from RefSeq and is marked provisional. Gene Ontology annotation, biological process: 'de novo' IMP biosynthetic process. Bases 1 to 1698 code for a protein of 565 amino acids. Lineage: Eukaryota; Fungi; Ascomycota; Saccharomycetes; Saccharomycetales; Saccharomycetaceae. The transcript has a single exon.
AUGGACCAUAGGACUGUCGGUAUACUGGGCGGCGGCCAACUGGGCCGCAUGAUUGUCGAGGCUGCCAACCGGCUAAACGUGAAGACCGUCGUGUUGGACGGGCCAAACUCGCCCGCAAAGCAAAUCAAUGCCGUGGGAGAGCACGUGGAGGGCAGCUUCGGGGUGGCUGCGGACAUCGAGGAGCUCGCGCAGCGCAGCGACGUGCUGACUGUGGAGAUUGAGCAUGUUGACGUGGGCACGCUGAGGGGCCUGCAGGCGAAGAUGCCAUCGCUUACAAUAUACCCGACGCCGGAGGCCAUUGAGCUGAUCCAGGACAAGCAUGUGCAGAAGGAGCACCUGUCGGGGCACGGUGUUGCGGUGGCGGAGUCUAUCGCGGUCGAGGGCACGGAGCCUGCGCUGGUGGCUGUUGGCGAGCAGUUGGGGUACCCGUACAUGCUGAAGGCGCGCAAGCUGGCGUACGACGGCCGGGGGAACUUUGUGGUGAAGAGUCGCGACAGCAUCGCGGAGGCGCUGGAGACGCUGGCCGACAGAUCGCUCUAUGCAGAGCGGUGGGCGCCCUUUGUGCGCGAGCUGGCGGUGAUGAUCGUGCGAUCGCCAGAGGGACAGCUGUUCUCGUACCCUAUGGUCGAGACGGUGCACCAGAACAACAUAUGCCACCUAUGCUACGCGCCAGCGCGGGUUGCUGACUCAAUCCAGCUACGUGCCAAGCUUCUAGCCGAAAGAGCCGUCGCAACGCUGCCUGGCGCGGGUAUCUUCGGGGUGGAGAUGUUCCUGCUGGAGGAUGGCGAGCUGUUGGUCAACGAGAUCGCGCCCCGGCCACAUAAUUCUGGCCACUACACCAUCGAUGCCUGUGUGACCUCGCAGUUCGAGGCACACCUGCGGUCGAUUCUUGGGCUGCCGAUGCCGCGGGGGUUCUCAUCGAUGGCUACGUCCAACACACACGCUAUUAUGCUAAAUGUGCUUGGCGACCCGCAAGUGAAGGACAAGGAACUAGCGAUAUGUGAGCGCGCCCUGGAAACUCCUGGAGCUUCGGUAUACCUGUACGGGAAGGAGUCGAAGCCGAAGAGGAAGGUCGGCCACAUAAAUAUUGUGGCUUCCUCCAUGCAAGAAGCGGAGCGCAAACUCAGGUUCAUCACCGGCGGGGCAGUGAGUUUGGAAGAGGAUGGGCAUAACCCACAGGGGGAUGCGUCUCCCCUGGUUGGAAUCAUAAUGGGGUCCGACUCGGAUCUACCCGUUAUGAGCAAGGCUUGCGAGAUACUGACUCAGUUCGGUGUCCCAUACGAGGUGACGAUUGUCUCAGCCCACCGGACCCCUCAUAGGAUGUCGAAGUACGCCAUCGAGGCCUCUGAGCGAGGAAUCAAGGCUAUCAUUGCAGGUGCAGGCGGUGCCGCUCAUUUGCCGGGAAUGGUCGCGGCCAUGACCCCUCUCCCCGUCAUUGGGGUGCCUGUCAAGGGUUCAGUCCUCGAUGGGGUCGAUUCAUUACAUUCUAUUGUACAGAUGCCUAGGGGUGUGCCGGUGGCUACCGUCGCAAUCAACAAUAGCACCAAUGCUGCUCUACUCGCUGUUAGACUUCUAGGAGCAUACGACACCAAGUACCACGCCUUGAUGCAACAGUUUCUCUUGAAACAGGAGGAAGAAGUUCUAGGCAAGGCAGAAAAGUUGGAAACGAUUGGAUAUAGGGCGUACUUGGAUCAAUAG